Lates calcarifer (barramundi perch) is the source of this 1168-nucleotide messenger RNA. Its product is annotated as zymogen granule membrane protein 16. The coding region runs from base 149 to 652 and encodes 167 amino acids. NCBI's taxonomy places the organism in Eukaryota, Metazoa, Chordata, Actinopteri, Centropomidae. The record is from RefSeq and is a predicted model, not a curated record. The transcript is spliced from 5 exons.
AAACAGAGGCUCCUGCAUAGGUAGAAACUGAGAAGUUGAGAAGACGUGAAGCUGAACACACAUAUGCUGAAGUCUUGAUGACAUUACUGUGCACCUUGAAACUUGAUCUGUAUCUCUUGAUCAUCGUAUAAGGAAUAAAAUAGACAGAAUGCAGUACGUUGUCCUCUUCGCCCUGUUUACAGCUGCUGUGUGGGUUGAUGCCCAGCCUCAGUAUUAUUCCUACUCCCCAGCAGUGGGGUCAGGAACUGGCAGCUCUUACAGUCUGACUGGAGAGGGCCGAAUCACAGCGGUCAGAGUGCAUGAGGCCUACAACAGCUUCAUCUAUGGCUUCCAGUUCCGGUACGGCUUCAUCUGGUCCGCUUUCACUGGCAUCAAAUCUGGGGAGGUCCAGGAGUUUGAGCUGGAUGAGGACGAGACCAUCAUCCAGAUUUCUGGGAAGUACGCCCACUAUCUGCAGUCAGUGGUGUUCACCACUAACAAGGGCCGCUCCCUGUAUGCAGGCCAGCCUUCAGGCCACUCCUUCAACAUGUACCCCGAACACAAGGGGGCCGAGCUGCGCUUCAUCAGCGGCCGCUACCAUGGAGGCAUCACCUCCAUUGCAGCCCACUGGGCUGUCGUCGAUACAUCUACUAAUAGCACUAAUGGGCACUGAGUUGGAGAGAAACCUACCAAUUGACAGUAUGAUGUGAUAGUCACACUUUAAAGUUUAACUUUUAAGUAUAUUUAUUUCCAUUCUGCUUGCAGAAUUUUUUGCACACACAUUUGCACUACACUGGAAACUGUAAAAACUGAGGCCUAUGCAAACGAAAUUUCGUUCUGUAUACACUUGCUGCAUACUGAAUGACAAUAAAAGUCUUUACUUCAGUGCAGUGUGGUACAGUGUGCUGGUUGAGAGAUCUUCUGUAAAUCACAAAUUUCAGCUACCACUAAAGUCAUUAUGUCAUUACUUACACUUAUUAAAACAUCAGAUGACCUUAUUCUUGCCUUCUUGAUUUUUCUUUUCAAAACUUUUAAAUUUGUCUUGUAAACAUAAAUCUCAUGUCAGUUUGUCUUGUGUAACUUUGAUUUAAACCUGUUACUUCUACCACAUCCUGCUCUUGUCCUUAUUCCAAGUACUGUAUAUAAGAAGAAAAACAUUAAAUAAAAAUGUAUCUUGUGUUGAUUGAAA